Messenger RNA from Liolophura sinensis, 1518 nucleotides. Its product is annotated as coiled-coil domain-containing protein 113-like. Lineage: Eukaryota; Metazoa; Mollusca; Polyplacophora; Chitonida; Chitonidae. The transcript is spliced from 8 exons. Gene Ontology annotation, cellular component: axoneme; ciliary basal body. Gene Ontology annotation, biological process: cilium assembly. Bases 10 to 1173 code for a protein of 387 amino acids. The record is from RefSeq and is a predicted model, not a curated record.
ACAAGCAAUAUGGCGGACUCGGAGACACAAAGUAUCGACACGAGCAAUGAAACGGGGGAAGAUCCUUUACAAGAACUAUCUGAUGACCAACUGUACAAACUUUUGGCUGACACAUUGCAUGCAAAUGAAGUCCUUGCAGCUGAAACACAGAUGUUUGAGAAGUUUCUCAAUAGAGUGGAACCUAAAGAUGCUGGAGGGGUACAUCAGUCAACCCCAUUCACUGGUAUGGCGUCAACACAGUCAAACCAUGAGAAUGUUAGAACUGUUGGUAGGAAGCGGUCGAAGUCUCGCAGCAGUAACAUGGACAGAAGUCUCCGUCUGACAGCUGAACAAAAAUGUGACAUAGCACAGAGGGAAAUUGAAGAACUGAGGGAAGAAAUCGACACCCUUAAAGAGGAAUCUGAGAAAGUUUUAGAUACCUACAAGGCCAUUAUGGAAGAAGCAGACCUCAGAUUGGCUGAAAUCAAAAAAGAAUCCUAUGAAUUUGAGAGAGACAUUACGAAGGGAGCAGUGAACUCCAGGACAGGAAAAGUUGUUGCUGAGAAAGUUAUCCGUUACUUUGAGGACAAGUUACGAUCUAGGGAUACAUUAAUUGAGAAGUUACGUCUGAAAAAUUCCACCUUGAAAGUUCAGAAGAAGAAGUUACAUCUUCAGCUGAAGCAGAAAGAAGAAAUGGGCGAAGUUCUCCAUGAGGUUGACUUUAACCAGCUGAAGAUUGAAAAUCAGCAGUAUUUGGAGAAAAUUGAUGAGAGGAAUCAGGAUCUUUUGCGGCUGAAACUGAUGGCAGGAAACACAUUACAAGUGCUCAACACUUAUAAGAAAAAGCUGCACACAUUGACCAUGGAGUCUGAACGACUGAAGUCUGAAAUUUCAUCCAGAAACAAUCUGUUGUGGCGUAUUGAUUCUGAGACAGAUGCUGUAGAGCAGGAGAGGUCAAAAGCUGAAAAGAUCAACCGCAAGUUACGUCAGCAGCUGGCAGACUUCCGAGUUCCAGAGGUGAUGGAGUAUGUUAACGAGAAGGCAGAUCUGUACGAAAUCCAGAAGAAAGUCAAGAGCUGGGAGAGGAAAGUGGAAAUUGCAGAUAUGGCUUUGAAGACACACAGGAAAACCUGGAACUUGAUGCAGAUGGGGAGUAACAGCAUGACGCAGUGGAGAAUGAUGGAAACUGCUUAAGGGGAAACAACUCUGUCCGGAGAAACAACUUUAGACCUUAACCUAACUUCAGACAUUUUGUCUAUGAGAAUUUAUUUAUCGUUAUAGCACUUAAGAUUCUUGAUACUUUUUUACACUGUGUGGACCAAGACAUGUACACUUGGGUCAAAAUGGUCAAGUCACUCAAGUUUACAGACGAUGCAUGUUAUUUCAAACUUCUGUUGUCCACUUAUGAUCCACAAAUCAUGUUCUGACAUUUGGGUUUCGGUAAGGAGUUACAUUCUUCAUAUUUCCCCAUAUUGCUUGUUGUUGCUAUUACUAAUAUGUAUACAUGUAUGUACCUGGUUGUGUAACUUUGAAAUAAAC